Molecule: messenger RNA, 1383 nt
Organism: Gregarina niphandrodes
Lineage: Eukaryota; Apicomplexa; Conoidasida; Eugregarinorida; Gregarinidae
Product: COPI associated protein
Exons: 1
Coding region: 1-1383 (460 amino acids)
Source: RefSeq, a predicted model, not a curated record
AUGUUAUCAAGACCCCGCCCCAGGGUGGAAGUAAUCGAAACGCCACAAGUGUUGGAGGAGGAAGUGGUACCUUUAGCAGCGGGAAUAUUAGCUGCGGGAGGAGAGACAGUGGGUGACGGAAAGAAGGGCUUAAGUUAUGGCGUGGUGAAAGAUGGAACGAGUCCUAGGAAUCGACGUUUUCUGAUGCAAGUAAUGAAAGUGAUUGCCAGUUUGGCAGGACUGGCUAUAUGUGUUAUUUCUUUAUGGAUCAUUUUGUAUGGGAAUAAGGGUCGUAUCCACACGGGUAACGACUUUUACAGCAUAGGGUUGGUGACCCUGGGACUUCGGUUGUACUUGGCGUUAUUCGGCUUGUCUGUCCUCUUCCUGGAAGCCAAGAGCUGGUUGCCUGAACAUUCGGAGUUGAGACACUGGUUCUACAAUGAGUUCCACUUCCUCGCCGGUCCUAGAGGAAAGGGACUUUAUUACUUGCUGCUGAGCUACCUUUUGUUCUUGAACAACAACAUCUGGCUUGUGCUCUGCGGUGCUGUUGUCUUCGCCGUUGCUUGUAUCUACUUGCUUGCAUCCUGCAUGGCGAAACAGUCCGUCAAGGAGUCAUUCGGAGUCAGUCCUAGCAUGUUCAGGACUGCGACCCACAGAAAGAAAAAGACGGUUCAGAUAUCACCCAACAAUAUUCUCCAUGAGAUAGAAGCAUUGAGCCCUUCCAACUACCAACCAUACGGCCUUGUUCCAAGCUCCGAACUCGACACUGACCGCGCCCUGGAGCCCAACUCAGGGCUGGAACCGAGAGGCAUGGACCGUUUCGGACUCGAUCGGUCAGGACUCGACCGAUCCUUCCCGGGCGGCGACGCCACAAGGUCCAUAUCAAUUGACCAGACGUCAGCUGCGAAUCGAACACCCGCCGUGGCUCUCGGAUCCCGACUCUCUCCCCCCGUACCUGCCCUAUCUGUGCGCGAAGAGCCCAGAGUCCCUCUGCCCGUGUUCGACCCUGUGGCGCCGCACCCUGCUAGCGCGCAACCCCAUUACUCGCAAUCCCAUUACUCGCAACCCAGUUAUUCGCAACCCAGUUAUUCACAACCAAGUUACUCACAACCAAGUUACUCACAACCAAGUUACUCACAACCAACCUACUCACAACCAGCCUACUCACCACCCGCCCAACAGUGGCCUCCCACUGGGACCACAACGGGGCACCAUCGUGCGACCACCCCGGAAAUCAUCCAGAUCCCCGCGAGAAUUCUGCGGCAAGGCGGCAGCAGCAGCAACCAUGGCGGUAGUAUUCAUCAAACCGACCAUCGACUGACAAGCGACCAAGGACUACAGAGCGAACCGCGACUUAGCGCCCAGACCGAUCAUCUCAUGAGCUACGCGGAUUGUCUGCGCUGA